AAUAGUCGUGACGUCAUAUUACAUGAAAACGUACAAUGCCGCCAUGACGGUAAGACAUGCCAUUUUCAAAAGACGUCAUAAUAUGGUCAGGUUUGUGUUUUUUGGGACUUAGUGCUGCAACAGCUCUGUAUAAAAGAAAAGAAUUGCUGUCUAGAUUCAACUGGUUAAACGUUUAUCAAGAAGACAAGUCAACUACCGAGGAAACUUCUCCGGCCAAGUCAGAAACCUCCCCGGCUAAAUCGGAUAUACAUGCAAAUGACAGCACCAAUAACGUCACUGACUCCGACUCGUUUUUCAGUUUCACGUCGGAGUGUGACGGGGUGUGUUGCCAAGUCGACCUGACCGACUCCUCAUCUUCAUGUGGUUUUGAAGACACAACAAAAAGGAGCAUUGUUCUAAAGAGCGGAAAACGAGAUUUGGAGACAGAUGCACAAAAUUCAGCGUUCACAGACACGUUAGGAUUGGACGAGCAACUCUCUUCCCCCAUUGUGACUUCCAUGGAGUUCCAAACACCUCGGCGAGAUGUAAACGAAAACGGAAUGACUUGUAGACGACUUGAUCAUAUUUACGGCAGCACCACGCCAAGACAACGCGGUGUGAUCGAAGAUGUGCCUACGUCAUCUCCUCAGUCAACUUCUUACAAUCGUAUCUAUGACGGAUACCGCUCCAUUGUCACCCCAAAUUCACCGACGACGAUGGUGUUUCGUGCAAAUAAUAAAUAACAUUUAUAAAUCAUAAAUUUGUCUGUAACUCAUAAAG
Pecten maximus is the source of this 759-nucleotide messenger RNA. RefSeq lists its product as uncharacterized. The record is from RefSeq and is a predicted model, not a curated record. Bases 57 to 722 code for a protein of 221 amino acids. The transcript has 2 exons. Lineage: Eukaryota; Metazoa; Mollusca; Bivalvia; Pectinida; Pectinidae.